AAAACCCGUUCCUGCCCACGCCACAUCUUUCAAGUUCCGAGUGUAAAAGUUCAGCCACUCGGCGCACCCUUGUGGCCCGGGGCCGCUGACACCGCAAUUUCUCGGCGGCCAGCAACCUCCAAGCGCGUCGCCACAAUCUUCUUUGCCUAUCGCAUCGAGUCGAGUCCCCUUCGCAGCUUUUUCGUGAGCCAGCCACAGCCAACUCGCCAACCCGAUCGAAAGGUUGUAGGAGCAAAAUCGCCGCCGGACUGGGCUCACAGGUACGUCACAAUUACCGCGCAUAUAUUGCUGCAGAAUACAUUUCCCCCGUCGGGCGCAAGAAAUUCAUCAUGUCGUACCCGGGUCCUCCAGGUCAUCCAUCGCUCCCUCCGCGCCCGCCCGCCAGCAAACUCUCGGGGUUCAAGCCCGCUUUCACCCCAGCACAGGUAGCCCCUCCAGCCGUUUCGGGCUCGGGCUACACAGCACCGACGCCGUCAUACCCCGGCUACGGGCCGGCCACGACAUCCGCCAGCUAUGGCGCACCUCCGUCUGCAUCACCCUACGUGGGUAACCCUUCAGCUCCCGCCCUAGGCGCCGGCCGUGGGGGCUACGGCCAGACGGGAACAUACAACUAUGCGCCAGCACAAAACUACUCGCAACAGCCGCCGUCCUACUAUAGCGCCCCAGCGGCCACCGGCAGCUACUCGACGCCGCCUCAAAUCCGAAACCCGUUUCCGGCGCCGGACAGCGGGGCCACAGACUUCGACCCGGAGAUGGCGGCGCAAAUAGCCCAGUGGCAGAGCGCGUACAUGCCCAAGGACCCCAACGACCCGGCCAGCAAACCCGCCGCCGCCAACGGGCGGGCGGGCACCGGCGCCCCGGGCGCCGCACAGGGCAGCACGGCAGAAGCGAUCGACAGCACGGCGGCGAGCGGCGACCCCAACGAGAAGCAGAAAACGGUGUACCGCGAGGGCGGCGGCAAGAAGUGGCAGGACGACUCGCUGCUGGAGUGGGACCCGGCGCACCUGCGGCUGUUCGUGGGCAACCUGGCGGGCGAGACGACGGACGACUCGCUGAUCAAGGCGUUCGCGCGGUGGAAGAGCGUGCAGAAGGCGAAGGUGGUGCGCGACAAGCGCACGACCAAGAGUAAAGGGUUCGGCUUCGUCAGCUUCAGCGACCCGGAGGACUUCUUCCAGGCCGCCAAGGAGAUGAACGGCAAGUACAUCCAGAGCCACCCCGUCGUCGUGCGCAAGGCCAAGACGGAGAUCAAGCCGGCCAUGGUGAAGGAGGAUCGGAGGGGGAAGAAGAACCAGAGGAAGGGCGGUGGCGGGAAUAAGAGCGGUAGUGGCAUGGGGGCUGGGGCCGCGGAUGGUGCUGGUGCAUACGAGCCGCAUCUUGGGCCGAUGGGAGGGAGUGGCAUCACCAAACCUGGGCAGAAAACGAAGGGAGGGCUGAAGCUGCUUGGCUAGAUGGGUUCGUUGGGCGUUUAUUUCCGUCUUCGAGCCGCCCGUCAUUGCGGGAUGGUAAAACUAUAAUAGACCAGCUUCUCCUAACCAAUCUCAGAUACCGGAACCCUCAGACUGGUAUACUGUGUGAGAAAAGUGUGAUAUAUCAGCGAGCCGAGCAAACAAGGGAUGUU
Molecule: messenger RNA, 1618 nt
Organism: Chaetomium fimeti
Lineage: Eukaryota; Fungi; Ascomycota; Sordariomycetes; Sordariales; Chaetomiaceae
Exons: 1
Coding region: 330-1448 (372 amino acids)
Molecular function (GO): mRNA binding
Source: RefSeq, a predicted model, not a curated record